GCUGAGGCUAAACUCAGCUGCUACCUCCGGCAGGCCUCGGACCCCAACACCCUCCCUCUCACAUCAUGCUGCCGGCGGCCACUCCAGCCUCCCUCCUGGGGCCUUUCCUCACAGCCUGGGUGCUGCCUUUCUUGCUGCCUUUUGCACAGGGCCAGACCCCCAACUACACAAGACCUGUGUUCUUGUGUGGAGGGAAUGUGACCGGGGACUCUGGUUACGUGGCAAGUGAGGGUUUCCCAAACCUCUACCCCCCCAAUAAGGAAUGCUUGUGGACAAUAAAGGUCCCCGAGGGCCAGUCUGUAUCCCUCUCCUUCCGAGUCUUUGACCUGGAGCUGCAGUCCUUUUGCCGGUAUGAUGUUCUUGAGGUCUUUGCUGGAUCUAGAAUCUCAAGGGAGCAGCGGCUGGGGCGCUUCUGCGGGACUUUCCGGCCUGCGCCCAUAGUCGCCCCAGGCAAUGAAGUGACUUUGAGAAUGAUAACAGAUGAGGGGACAGCAGGACGAGGCUUCCUGAUUUGGUACAGCGGGCGGGUCCCCUCAGGUACAGGCCCCCGCCCAGGCGCAAGGCGGAAAUGGGUCAUGGACCCACGGGUGGAAUGGGCGGCCUGGGGUUACUGGGACGAGCACCAGGUUUGCGGGGGGCGGCUGGAGAAGGCGCAGGGAAUCCUAACUACACCCAACUGGCCUGAGUCUGAUUACCCCCCAGGCAUCAGCUGUUCCUGGCACAUCAUUGCACCCCCGGAUCAGGUGAUCGCCCUGACCUUUGGGAAGUUCGACUUGGAGUCUGACACCCACUGUCGCUAUGACUCGGUCAGCGUGUUCAAUGGAGCUGUGAGCGACGAUUCCAAGAGACUGGGAAAGUUCUGCGGUGACCAGGCCCCGCGCCCCAUCACCUCUGAAGGAAAUGAACUCCUGGUCCAGUUCGUCUCUGAUCUUACUGUCACUGCUGAUGGCUUCUCUGCUUCCUACAAAACCCUUCCACGCAGUACUGUUGAAAAAGAGGAAGCCCCAAGCCUGAGGGAGGACACCCACAAAGUCAGGCUGCUCGCCAUGCCCAAGCUCCAACCUAACCAGAAGCCAGAGGUCUCCCCUGAGGCCAAGGCAACUCCAGUGGGCACUG
Castor canadensis (American beaver) is the source of this 1116-nucleotide messenger RNA. Lineage: Eukaryota; Metazoa; Chordata; Mammalia; Rodentia; Castoridae. The record is from RefSeq and is a predicted model, not a curated record.